This is a messenger RNA of Dromaius novaehollandiae (emu), 12784 nucleotides long. It is a transcript of the gene KBTBD3, whose product is annotated as kelch repeat and BTB domain containing 3. Bases 6870 to 8714 code for a protein of 614 amino acids. Lineage: Eukaryota; Metazoa; Chordata; Aves; Casuariiformes; Dromaiidae. Gene Ontology annotation, molecular function: protein binding. The record is from RefSeq and is a predicted model, not a curated record. The transcript is spliced from 3 exons.
AUACAAAGUGUUAUAUUACUCUAGUUUGAUUCUGACAUCUAAAGAUUAUGUCCAAGUAACAGCGUCUUUCUAUCCUUUGCUGUCUGUUGUAAUAAGAUUUUUAGUGUUUAUUGUUGGUACUGGAUUCCCUUGCUCCCUCAAUUAUAGGCCAUCUGAAAAACAUAGGUAAUGAUAUUAUUUUCCCUUUGAAUUGGAACUUAGGCCAUGGCUAAACGUUUAGCAUCUAUUUGGAAACUUAUGAGCUAUGUUCCUAUUUGUUGCCUUAGAAAUAUAUGCUGUUUAACUUUUCUAUAUUGAUCACAUACAAAUAGUGUAAUUUUCAAAUUUUUUUUUUUGUAACAUUUCAGGCAUUUCUUAGAAUGUGCCCCUUUUUUUGUUGUUUUAGCACUCCAAAUCCCUGUUAAUGUGAAGAAGUGCUGUUUCCCCACAGGCCAGAACUGUUGUCUUUCUGUCUAGAAUAAGAACUAGAAGUAGAGUAUGGCAUUUCAAUUCCAAUUGUGUUGUGAGAAUGAAAAUUAAAAUUCUUGGAACUUUUUACCUAAGAAAACAAUUUCCAAAAAAGACUGAUGAAUUUGAGAAAUUUAGCUUUAGGAUAAAAUCCAGUCAAUCUGAGUUCUAACUGAUUAUUUUGUCUUAAUUGAUUGUGAGAGGAUAUGCAAUUAAAGAUCACUGCUUGCACAGGGGGAAUCUUCCAGUAUUGGAAUGCCUCCAGGAGUCAGUGCCAUUUCACUGCUUCAUACUGAUACCAUGCUGUUCUUUUCAAUAACUCCUAAAGAACCUAAAGCUUCCAAGUAUCUGUGUCACCCUUCCUUCUGAUAAUACUGUUUCAACAUGUAUUAUUGAUAAAUGCCAGAUUUCUGGAUUAAGUGUCUCAGAAUGUCACAUGUAUCUUUUUUGAUUGAAUGAAAAUGAUUGACUGAAGAUUAAUUUUCUAUGAAGUUCAGUUAUUUAUGAAAAGGUUGUGAGAUUGAGUUGCAUUGUAUUUUCCAGAAAGGAACCUAUAAUUCCCUGUUGCUCUCUUUGUGAUACUAGACAUCCACUUAAAUCUCUGCAUUUUUGUAAAGUAAUCACAGGUAAAUCUGGACCAAGAACACUUUUCUAGGGAUUCCAGCUGAGUUUUAAGAUUAGGACAACAGAAGCAAAGCAAUAAUACAGUAUAAAAAUACAGAACCUUCUAAUAGUUUUUCUUCUUUAUUUGUACUUAAAUUACAUUUCAAUUCACUCUUGCCUUUUGAGUCUGCAGUCAAAAGUGACACCUAAUGCUUUAGAUGCAUGUUCCACUCAUCUUCAUCAUGCUAAAUGUUAAAUUAAAAGCUGUUAAAUUAGAGGUGUAAUGAGGAACUCAAACAUAUAAUUCUUUUUCAGUUGUUUUCAUUGUAACAGAAAUGAGCUUGGCCCUCAUGAAAUAUGAGAGAAAGAUUCUCUUUGUCCCACGCAAUUUACAGGUGAAGAAGCUGACAUCAUGAUGGUUAAAAUUCGCACUUACUUUAGUGUUUCAUUUACUUCUAGUUUUGUGAGAACUUAAACACAUGCCUACCAUUAUACAAAUGAGUUGUCUGAUUGCAGACCGUGCAUAUGGAAUUUGUCAUGCAUAAGUCCUUGAGGGUGUGGAACAUAAUUCUGUAAAACUCGAGUGGAUGUGAAUCAGCCAUUUUUUUAUGGCAAAAGUUUACCAAAAGCAGAUUUUAAAUUUUUAGUGUUAAUUUACUGUGUUUUUAAAAAUUCACAAAAAAUUACUAAUUUCUCCCCCUUUGAAUAGAUUAUACAUAGUGAAAAAUAACAAACCAUCUUGAUAGGUAUAUAGUACACUUAAUAUAUAAUACUGUUUUUAAUGUUAGAUUUUAAAAUGGUGGAGUAGACGAGCUGAACCUCCCAGGAUUUUAUAGCUUUCUAAUUCUUACUGCAAUAAAACAGUUGCAGUUAAUGAGAGAAUAGUUUUUAAAAACUUACAUCUACUGUACAGUAAAGUUUUGUAUUAAAAAAGAAUAAAAUCUUCCUAGAGCAAUGUAUAAAAUUUCUCUAUCUUCUUUGGUCUUAAUUCUUUCUUCCUAGGUACAUAAUGUAUGCUAUAAAAUAUCAGCAUUUAAGAUUUCUUUUUAAAAAAAAAUAUUGCUCUCUGAAUAAUGGUGUUUUCAGAUAACUGCUGAAAACUAUUAAGAAUUAAUAUUCUUUUUUUUGUUGGUGAGAGUGCUGCACUGAGAGUGCAGAUGCACAGCUAUAUUGUACUUUGAGAUAACGCAAAUAAAGAUUCCUUUACAAUUCUUUGUUAAUAGUAAAGUACCAAAUAAAGGUUGUUUUAGACUUUUUUGACAGCUGCAUUUGUAAAAGAUACUCUACAUACACAUAGAAUAUUAUCUGUAAUGUGCAAAUAUGUAAAUAAUUCAAGUAAGAUUGAUGUCCAUUGUACUAGGAACAAUCUAGGGUUCAGUUCAAUGACAAAGAUUCAGUCAUGUUUAUCAUCAGGCAGGCCCAGCACUAACACGCUUUUUCUGACAAGGUGUUUACUUAUGUAUGCCCAUGCCAAGGUACUUUCACAAAACAUCCCCUAAGCUAUUACGAAGUCACAAAUAAAAAUAUGUAUUUUAUCUUAGUAUUAUACAGUGAUCAAAACAGUUUGGUGCAAGUCUACUCCAGUGUCAUUCUGUACCUUGAGUCUGGGUGUUCAUGUUCCAUUCUUAUCAUACUAGCACUUGGCCCUCCCUUGAUUGAUAAACUUUCUUUUCUUAUUCACUUGGAAUUGCACAUCUUACAUGAUUCUCAACUUCAUUAGCACACCUAAGCUGCUGUAACCAUUUAGUUUGUCAGUCACAGCAUUUAAGAGUCUAUAAGAUGUCAUUGGUUUAGCAAAACCUUUUCAGCAUAAAUACAUAGGAAUUUAUAUGCUUUAUAGAGAGUAUAUUCUGAUCAGUGCUCUGUUGAGACCUACACUAGGCCCUGCACACAAAAGUUCAUCUCUGCUCAAAGUUUACUCAGCAGCUCUGUUUAUUUCUUUUCUGUUUAAAACCUGGUGGAAAGGAUGCUAACACCGUUUCUAGGAGGCCUAUUGCAGUACUUGUGACUGUAGUGUAUGGCUGGUGUAUAUAUUCUGAAGGUAGCUGUCUUAGAUGUUUUUGGAGCUUCCUUCCUAUGAAAGUUUAAUGGUAUACUCUGUUUACAUUCUUUUAGCAUAAUAUCUAGGAUUCUAUGAAUAUCGAGGAUAUGAAAUUGCUACUCAAAAGGUCAGGUGAGCUUUCCAGAGAAAAGUAUAAAUAGAUAAAUAACACAUUUCAGUUUCUUCAGAAUACAAAGUUAUAAGUGCAUCUAAGAAGGAUUGUCAGUGGCGCCAAAUAACAGAAAUCUUUUAUCUUUUAUGGUAUAACUAUCUUUAGAAAAGAGAACAUUAGCAUCAGCAAAAUAAAAGAAUUCCUCUAGAAGUUCAAUGAGUUUUUUUCCAACUAUUUGCUUGGAGUACAAGCAUUAAGGACAAUUGGGCAUUCUCUUGUAGUUUUUUACCGAUAGGAAUGGGUGUGCGUACAUACCAUGUUUUGACUAUGGGCAGAUCGCUUCUUUCUGUAUGGAUACCUGACGUGUGCGUCAAGGAGCUCACUACGCUCUAGACUGCUCCAUCCCUUAUCCUCUUAGGAAAAGGACCAAGUUAAGACUGAGAGGACUUGUGAACAGCAGAACAAACGAGGUGUGGGUCCUCAGUAGUAGGCGUUGUCACGUACCAUAAGAAGGCUGUUACCCUCGGAUCUCCCAGAUGAACCCUUAGUUUUUCCACCCUACUGACCGCAAUUCCUGUAUGUCCCCCAACCUGCUUUUGUUUGACUGUGAACUGCUUUGACUGCUUUGCGGCCAUAUGUCAGCUGCCCGUUUGGUGCCACUUAACUGUAAGGUGUGCAGAAUGCCUUGCCCCUCAACUGGAGAGCGGAACAGAUAGUUUUGAGAGGUACAUGUAUCUCUCUAUGCACGUGUUAUGUGGGGUUGUUGUCAACCUUAGUAACUUUGUAAUCUUUAUCAAAUUUCAUCCAACUGGCCAGUGGACUGCUUAUUUGAUAUGACUUUCAAGCAGACAAAAAUGUAUUAACUUUGGAUUCUGUUUUUUGGGGUUUUUUUUUGGUUUUUUUUGUUUUUUUUAAGAAAACCAGGCUAAUACUUAAAGGCUGUGUAUGGAACUCUGAAUUGCAAAAAAUAAAUUAGAUGCCCGCAGACAAGGCAGAGUAAGAAUGAAGGAGAUAGUUUCACAGGAAGAAUGGCAUACCAUCAGCCAGUGGCCACGUAGAGCCCACUAGUGUGAACCUAGACAGCAACCCCAUUCUUUCUUGGGUCAGUGGGGUCUUGAGGAAGAAGACCAUAUGGCAGCUAGCUGAAUUACUCCAGUAGCCUGCAGUCUGUCCCUGCUGUUCUCUUUCGUUAGGAUGCUGUGAGUCUUUCCAUUCCUGUGACCAAUUUUGCACAUACCAUAUGACCAAAAUGCAGGCAUUUGUCAGUAUAAGGCAUAUGUAAAUGUUCAGUACGUGAACAGACACGAGCUUUGUCAAGUGAUGGGGUACCUGAAAUUGGUCACAUCAGAGAGCACAUUUGAUCUCACAGCAGGCAAUGCCCAGUCACAUAUGCCAGUGCUCCUGAUCUGGUGUGUCACAUGACAGGAGAUGUUGGGAGAUGAGCUACGUGACAAGUGACCAGCAUGUCACACGAUGGAAAAGGGCUUCAGUAUGUAGCUUUUGUGUGCCUUGAUAAGCGGUUGUGUGGCACACUCCAGCCCAAAGACUAAGCAUCAUUACUAUGCAGUAUAACAUAAUUAUACAGCCAUAAGAUAAGAAACAUCCCAAACCUAACGAACCAUCUACUGGGGUUUGGUUCUCAAUAUUCCAAAUAAAGGUACGCUUUGUUAUUGGAAUCCUGUGGGAAUAAAUUGAGCAAAUAUGAGGAGGCUCAUUGCCCAGUUUUUCUGAACGCUAGACCUAAGCAACAUAUGUCUGUACCACCUAUGAUUUUUAUGGUUUUGUCAGUAACUUAAUCAAAUAUUUAUAAAUUUAAUUAUAGCUAUUGACUAAUUCAUAUGGCUUUAUAGAAGUGUGCAUGAAAUAAUUAUAAAUGCUAGUUGGCCUUGUUUUAAUAUAUUAAUUUUUAGCUGAAUUGUUAAGGCAUUUUGGUGGGCUCUAAACUGAUUAACAGAUCCAGCACGCUGGAAAAUUAGUAUCAAAAUUUUCAGGUAAGGCAGCUAAAAGGGAGAUGAGGAUUUUUUUCUGCGCUGGAUGACCCAUGAAUUGGAACAGUAAAGAUGGGAAAUAUAAUAUUAGGCACUUAGGCUUGGAUUCAUCACAUCCAAUUUAAGCUGCUACUUGCAGCAAAAAUAGGAAGAACCUUGUUGUGCUAUGCACAUUCACUUAUCAAUUGAGAGAUUCCUAGAUGAGGUCUUUGUUCCCAGCUAUGAUAAUUUUUCCUACAAGAAGGUGUGCCUCUCUCUUUCUCUCUCACUACUAGUAGAAGCUUACAGGAGAUGAGUUGGUGGGAUGAAUCUUGGCUUUUAAAAAUAAUAGCAAAUAAAAUUCUAUGGUAAGUCAGAGUUAUGGCUGGAAAUAACUGAAAAAAGGACAGAAAUGUAGUAGUUGACCGCUGGAUGAGUGAGAGGCAAAAUUUAGAGUCAUUUUCAUGGAAAUACCAUGAAAAAGGUUUUCAGUGAAGGCAGAAAAGGAGCUACACCACUUUGUGACACAGACAAGAUCUUAGCCAUAAUACUAUACAAUAAAUCAGACAUCAGGGGAAGGGAGAUGAGCUCAAACUGGAAUGGAUGAAGAGAAAACUGAGAAGUAAGCAGGAAAACAGUCAGUCUUAUAAAUGGAGCUUAAGAAGGUUGACAGUUGUAACUCUUUGUGAUAAAAGCUGGGAGAGGAUAUGAUCACUGUUAAUAAUCAAGAGUGAAUAAACACAAAGGAGAUAGAGAUACAGAUACAUAUACAGCAGAUACAUAUAAGCAUUAAUAAAUUUUAUGUGCAACUGUAAGAAUGCCUGCAGUCUUGGCACCAAUUAUUGGGAUAGUCUUUCGGUAGAAAUAGCGGUGGUAAAAAAACUAACUUUAUUAGACCUAGUUUGCUUUUAUGAAAGCUAUUACAUGAUUACUUUGCCUAAAAUAGCAGAGAUGGACUUGAUGACAUGAGAUGUGUGCAUUCCUUAUUACUGAUUUCAGUAAUACUUAUCUUUGUAUCCUACAGAAAGUAGGUCAGAGCUUGCUGUAACAAUUACAUAUAAUAGGAGGAACACUUCUAGUAUCUAUUUUCAAUUCAGAAUUUUAUGAAAAGGUUUACAUUUCCUUUAGAAGAAGUUUUACUUUACUUGGUGCUAAAUAAACCUUGAAAUUCACCUGCAAAUGUGGAAAAUAUAAUUUUAUUGAAACACCUCUGCUUUUGAGGAUUCAGUCUUUUGAGGAACAGACUUUUAAGUUCAGAAAAAAAAGGGUAUUUAGAAAACUGGCAUAAAAAAGGUUCUAUGAUUUAUGGAAAAUGGGGUUUAUGAGGCCAUACAUUAUCAGAAUAAAUGGUGGUCUUGUUCUUCUGUAUUUUCCUAGUUCCUCAGGCUUAGAAUGGAAAGAGUGAAUACGUGAGAUUGUCUGGCCAUGGAAAGGAGAAGAUGCCUGCUCCAAGGGUGCCAGUGCUGGGAGCAAGAUCAAUGGAUCUCUUCUAUUCCAGGAGACAUGGAGGUCUAUUUGUGGUUGGAGCUACCUGACUAGAUCAAAAUAUAGAUCAGUCUGCUAUGAAAGUACCUCCCAUGAAGAAGACUGCCUGAUGGCUUAGCUUGCUCUGAAUAUAUCACCUUACCAGAUAAGCCUUUUAACCAAACUGAAAAACAAAAUCAAUUAUUUUUGUUUCCAGGAAUAGACUGAAGAAAACAUGGCCAAUCAACGGGAUUACAUUAGCAGACCUAUUUGCAAUGGAAUUUCUGUUUCUGAAAAUAAAAUCAAUUCCUUAGUGGCUGAAGGUCAUGGACAACAAAUUCUAAAAGUAUUACAAAAGUUCAGAGAACAAAAUAUAUUUUUUGACUUUAAAAUUCUUGUGAAAGAUGAAAUAAUUCCUUGUCAUCGUUGUGUACUGGCAGCAUGCAGUGAUUUUUUCAGAGCCAUGUUUGAAGUUAAUAUGAAAGAACGAGAUGAUGGCAAUGUUACUAUUAGUAAUCUAUCAGCCAAGGCAGUGAAAGCCUUUCUUGAUUACGCUUAUACAGGAAAAACAGAGAUAACAAAUGAUAAUGUGGAAAUGCUCUUCCAGCUGUCAUCAUUUCUUCAAGUUUCACUCCUUUCCAAAGCUUGCAGUGACUUUCUAAUAAAAAGUAUUGAUCUUGUGAAUUGUUUACAGUUGCUUUCUCUAUCAGAAAGUUACGGUUCCAUCCGCUUAUUUGAUCAUGCACUAGAUUUUGCACAGCAUCACUUUUCCUUGCUACUCAGAUCAAGUGAUUUUUUGGAGAUGAAUUUCGAGAUAUUACAAAAAUGUCUUGAGGCUGAUGAACUAAAUGUUCCUGAGGAAGAAUCCGUGUUGAAAGCUGUCCUUCAAUGGACCAAACAUAACUUAGAAACACGACAGAAGUAUCUGGCUCAUUUGAUUAAAAAUGUGAGACUACAUCAAUUACCUGAAAAGACUUUACAGGACUUUCUGCACUCUGAAGAACAGUUACUCAAGAGUGCUAAUUGCUCAGUAAUAAUCAGUGAUGCAGUUAAAAGUGUACAAAACUUUAGUGGACUGUUUCCAGAUGCACGUCCUUCAACAACAGAAAAAUAUAUAUUUGUUCAUAAAACUGACGAAGAUGGAGAAAACAGACAUACGUUUUGCUACAACAUCAAAACAGAUAAAUGGAAAGAACUACCACAUACACAUAUGAUUGAUCUUCCAGGGUCAAGUUUAUCUAGUUAUGGAGAAAAAAUAUUUAUAACCGGAGGAUGCAAAGGGAAUUGUUACAGGACAGUCAGGCUUCAUAUUGCUGAACCAUUCCACGAUGCCACUGACCAAACCUGGUGCUACUGUCCAGUCAACAAUGAAUUCUCCAUAGUGUCAGCUAUGAAAAACCCAAGGACAAUGCACACAUCUGUUGUAACCUUAAAUCAGUUGUUUGUAAUAGGUGGAAAGACCAGAGGAGCUCAAGAAACCCGAAGUCUUUUGGAUGUAGAAUCUUAUAAUCCUCUUUCCAAAGACUGGAAAUCUGUAAGCCAGUUACCAAGAGGUAUCUACUAUCCAGAAGCAAGUGCAUGUCAGAAUAUAAUUUAUGUCCUUGGCUCAGAAGUAGAGAUUACUGAUGCCUUUAAUCCGUCUCUUGAUUGUUUCUUUAAGUAUAAUGCUAUGACUGAUCAGUGGUCUGAGCUUGUAGCAGAAUUUGGACAAUUUUUCCAUGCAACUUUAAUCAAAGCUGUUCCAGUGAAUUGUACAUUGUAUAUAUGUGAUCUUUCCACCUACAAGGUAUACAGUUUUUGCCCAGAAACCUGUGUUUGGAAAGGGGAAGGAUCUUUUGAAUGUGCUGGCUUUAAUGCAGGGGCAGUUGGAACAGAAGAUAAAAUUUAUAUAUUAGGUGGUGAUUAUGCUCCAGAAGAAAUUACAGAUGAAGUUCAAGUCUACCACAGUAGUAGGUCUGAAUGGGAAGAAGUAUCACCAAUGCCAAGAGCCUUAACUGAGUUUUACUGUCAGGUCAUUCAGUUUAAUAAAUAUAGGGACCCCUGGUCAUCUGUAAUGACAAUUUGCUCUGGAGAGUUUUGAAACUCCUGAGUCAAAAGAAUCUAUUUAAGUGCACAAGUUUUAGAAGAGACUUUUAGCUAUUAAUUUGCAGGAAAAACUUUUUUUUCUUUUAAAUAUUCAGUUUAAAUUUUAUGCUAUAGAACUGUUUUUGAAAGGGUCCAUAAAAUUGUCAUUCAUGCUAGUCAUUGUAUAUAAAGUAUUAGUUUCAUGUGAAAGUCUUUUCUGUAAUUAUCUGAAUAAUUGGCAAAAUGGUGUUACUUUCAGAAAAGCAGAGUCAUAAGGAAUUUGUUUUUUAAUAUGUGCCCUGGUAUUUCUGUAGUCUUCACAGGUGUCCCAGUAGAAAAAUUGCUGAGCAAGAAAACUGAUUGUGAUACUGUUUUCUCUAUGUAACUGAAGUUUAAAGGAAAUCUGAAUUAUUGUUGUUUUCUCUAGGUUUUUUAUAUCAUAAACCUGUUAGAGGAAUUCAUUGUCAGUUUUAUCUUAUUAGAACAACCUUAGCAGGGGCAAAAGCCAAAGAGACCUUGACAGCAUUAAAUCUAGGCAUCUAACUUGAAGAGACUGAUAAUUGCUAUACCUUAUUUCAGCUUUUCAGUUUGACCAGUUGUUCUCCAUCCUUGUGCCUUAGUAGUAGCUGUACUUUGUUUUCAUCCCAUAGCUGUGGCAAGACAACCUCUGACAACAUUUUUGCAGGGUGGACAGGAUUUCUACAGGGUGAAUGAUUCAUACGGUAACUUCACUGUACAGAUGGUCACCUCCGUCAUGCUGUUAACUACAGCUAGGCUGAAAGAACAAAACAUUUCAGGCUGUUUUCUAGCAGAAGUCUUCCAUCUCUUAAGUCUACAGUGCUAUCUACUAAAGCCACUAGGCUGCUUAUUGCAGUAAUACCAAUUUUAGUUGUUGCUUCAGUUAACUACAGGAAAAGUUUGCAUUUUGUUGCGUAUAAAAUACUAAGUUACAAAAAUAACGCCCCAUAUUUUAAGUCAAAGUAAAUAGGAUUUCUGAAGUGAAAUAAUUCCUUUAAUGUACAUAGUGGUUUAAAUUAAUUAAAACACUUUCAUCUUGUACUUCAUGGUAAUUUUAAGUGUAAAAAUAUUACAUGGUAAAUACUACACAAUAUAUUUCUUGAGAAAACUUUCAGUAGUCUUCUAUUAUAAUGUUUAAAUUGUCACGGACUUUUAGUAUUAAUAUUCCUCUAGGCAUAUGCCAUAAAGUAAACUUGAGCUCAUGCAUACAAAGUGGGACCUGUGUCUGAUGGAAGGAUACUGGAAUUAGCUAGGUUUCAUAAAUUCAUUUAGUAAUCUUCCACAGCCUGAGAAUUUUCUUUCUUUCCAGCUAUUUGAAUAAAAUUUUGAGAGCCGUUAUGUUCAAUAUAAAAUAUCUUUAAAACAGUAAAGUUAUCUUAUGCCAGACAGAAUGAUACUAAAUAUCUGAGCAUGUCAUUUCCAAGUAGUUUAAAAAAUGAACAGACUUUAGUGAGAUGUCUCAAACAUCUUUCACAUAGUGUAAGACAACCAUGGUAAUUUCAUCAUCACAUCACCACUGCAUAUAUUUUUGCAAAAGUCAAGCUCAGUACUGAAACUUAAAGCUUAGUAUCUUGUAGUGACAUAUUUCUGUUUCAAACAGUAAACAAUGGAAGGCUCUGAUCCUGUGACUCAUUUAUAAUUUGCCAUCAGAUAUCUUUAUAAAUUUAAACAUUCACCAUAAAGAUUUUCACAAAGAUGUAUGUGAAAAUUAUGCACAUUUGAGGAACAUGUUAAUAGAGUGGAACCCUUCAACACCCCUAGUAAUUUGUAUUAAGAUGUGUUAGUUCUGUAGAAGUAAACAACUUGUUGUAGGAUUCUAGGGAACCUCUACAUUUAUUUUGCUAUUUUCAUAGUGAAUCUUCAAAUCAUAUUAUAACUAUAUUUAGACAGGUAACUUUCACAAUCAUCACCCUGAAAUGCAAGCAUUUUUAUACCAAAACACAAAUAAUUUUUGUUAGUGCAUAGCAAAUGUAUUGAAUAGUUUGGGAGAGAGAGAGAAUACUAUUCCCUCCCACUGAAACAGCAGGACAUGCAAGUAGUUAUAUAGUAGAACAGUAGUUUUAGUUUUAAGAAAGCUAUUCAAAGUAACAUUGUUGCUCUUGCUCUUAAAAAUUUAACAGAGACUUCUUUGACCAUUAAUUAUUGCAACUUGUCACUUUUCAUCAGAAAUAGAGGGCCUGAUUCUCCUUUGCUUGUGCUUUGUUGUUGUUUUUAUUCCUGAGUAAUUUAAGUAUGCAAUUCAUGAAAAAUACUAAAAGAUGAACAAAGUCACAUACGUUGCCCACUGUAUAUGGGUAUAAAUAGCUAUGCAAAUUGGAAGAGACUACAGAAUCACAAGAUUACUUUUAAUUGCCACUGUCAUGACCACACUGCUGGGUUAUAUAAUCAGCACUAAGUCAGUGAUUCAGGUGAUGCUCUUUCCUCCACGUUUUUCCUUACAUUAAAUUUUAUUUGGCAGUCUUCCAUCUAGCAGCUACGUGCUAUAUGUAUAUGUCUCUGGUGUAUGACAUUGGAUAGAGCAAUGACAUAUGUGGUAAGUUACUCAUCACUAUUAAUACAUAUAGUGAAAACUGAAUGAAGCUUCAUUUAGAAAAAAGAUGUGCUCCUUUAAUACUCUAAAGUUAUGCUACAUUUGCACAGGAACUAGUCACAGUUCCCAGUCCGACAAAUCAUUCAUGCAUUUCAAGUGGAGUUUAGCUCUUUUAUUCAGUGAUCAGGAAAUAAUGUAGUAAUGUCAGUUUAUACUAUUGCUUAAAGGAAAGUUACUGUGAAAUAAUAUGUAUUUCUUCAGUUAUGUAGGUAAGCCUGUAUUAUGCCUCUCGUGCAAGAGAAAAGAUCAUCUGCCACAAUUCCACAUACGGAGGGUUAAGUCUGAUAGCUGAACUGGGUGCAGAAGAAGCUGUAUUAGAAAGUCACAGUUAAAAGCAAGGCUUCAUAAUAUAAUUAAGGUCAUAUGUUCCAAAUCCUGUGAUUAAUCCUUAAUGAUAUAAGACAUCUCAGUGAAGUCAACUAGACCACUCAAAAGGGAUUACUUGCAUGAGUUACUGCAGUAGGUCUGCAUCAAAUAUAUUUUUAGUCUACUUUACACAAAAGUUAUGCAAUUAAAUAUAAAAAAGUGCAAAUCAAGUUUUUCUAUAUCUUUUCUGAUUUUUCAAAGCUCACAGUACUUUAUGCAAAAGUACAUUUCUCUAAAAAUAGUCCAUAAUGACUAAGCUUAACUGUUACCUAUGUUUUCACUGAAAUAGUAAGAUGUUUAAAACAUAUAAAUUGCAUGUAAAGGUAUAUGCUAAUAUUUGCACUUAAAUGAUGUAACCAAAACAUUUCUAAUAGUCUAUUACAUGUAAAAAAAAAAUUAUGCAGCAUGACUAGUAUAGUAUACAUGAAGAUAAUAUAUCGUAUGUGGGGUUUUAAUAUCCAGUAAUUAUUUUAUUGGAUAAUAAUUUUUAAAGAAUGCUAUCAAAAUAUUAUGGCAUUUUGGUAAUGUUAUCAUACUGCUUAAGUUGUUAAAAUAAAUAUCAAUAAUUCUCAUAUACUGGAAUAUUAUGUUUGCACAGCCCUAAUGAUUAUUAUUUAUGCACUAAUUUAUUUUCUAUAUUCUAAAUGUAUUAGUAGUAAGUCAGUUUACUGCAGUUAAAAAUUCAUUAUAUUUACAAAAUGGAGUAUGCUUACUGGGUCAGAUUUAUUCCUGGUAUUACUCCACGAAGAAAAUUGUAUACCUCUUCUGACUAUUAGGUAUUAGGUAAGGGGGCUGGAAUAGGGUAUAGGAUAUGCUAUCUACAUUUUGCAAUGUUGACUCUAAUUUUAGAUGGUUCUAUUUGUAUGUGACCAACAAGAGGCAGCAUAAGAUCUAUUUUAAUUAAAAGAGAUUUAAACCAGGAAUAUAUUUGACAAUAUCUGUAUCUGAACAUUAUGUUUAAUUUACCUUUUUCCCCCUCUAACAUCCAAUAAAGAAUACAGAUCAGUAACAUUUUGCUGCUGCCUGGGCUCUGCUGAUACAUGGAAAAUAUGAUACUAUAUGUUUGUUGAGAUGUUCAUUCCUUUGUGAAAUAAAAGCACUGAGCAACUGAA